AUGCAUUGCCAAAGUAUUUCAAUUGGUUGGCAAUCAUCGAUGAAUUUAUCUCCUCCUGGCUUUCAGUUCUUACCUAUUAAUUAUCAAGCACUUUUUUUGUCUCAAACAAAUAUUAAAUCAUUUAUUUCUUGUGCUCAAACAUGCCAUUCAAAUAGCAAUUGUCGUAUAUUUGAUUUUGAUGAUCAAUCACUUUUGUGUCGUCUUUUUGAAGGUAAUAUAAUAACUAUGGGUUCAAUAGUUGCUUCUUCAUCAGCUCAAUCUCGUGUUGGUUCAAAAAUAUAUUAUGCAGAACAGUUUAAUAAUCUUG
Adineta steineri is the source of this 307-nucleotide messenger RNA. The record is from the annotation of a GenBank genome assembly. NCBI's taxonomy places the organism in Eukaryota, Metazoa, Rotifera, Eurotatoria, Adinetida, Adinetidae.